Acytostelium subglobosum LB1 is the source of this 1071-nucleotide messenger RNA. RefSeq lists its product as hypothetical. Gene Ontology annotation, molecular function: proton-transporting ATPase activity, rotational mechanism. Gene Ontology annotation, biological process: vacuolar acidification; proton transmembrane transport; vacuolar transport. Bases 1 to 1071 code for a protein of 356 amino acids. The transcript has 3 exons. NCBI's taxonomy places the organism in Eukaryota, Evosea, Eumycetozoa, Acytosteliales, Acytosteliaceae. The record is from RefSeq and is a predicted model, not a curated record. Gene Ontology annotation, cellular component: vacuolar proton-transporting V-type ATPase complex; proton-transporting V-type ATPase, V0 domain.
AUGGGUCUAUUCAGCAGAAGAGUACAUGGUGGAAUGUUCACCUUCAACAAGGAUGAUGGAUACUUGGAGGCUUUGCUCAGAGGUUUCAGAAAGGGUAUCCUCACCGCUGCAGACUACUCCAACUUGCGUCAAUGUGACAACCUCGAAGAUAUGAAGCUACAUCUCAGCCAAACAGAUUAUGGCGAUUUCCUCGCUGGAGAGCCAUCACCUCUUCACACGACCACAAUCGCCGAGAAGGCUACACAGAAGUUGGUCGACGAGUUCAUGCACAUCCGUAACCAGGCCGUCGAGCCAUUGUCGACCUUUUUGGACUACAUCUGCUACGGCUACAUGAUUGACAACGUCGUCCUGUUGAUCACUGGCACGUUGCACGAGCGCGACGUCACCGAGCUGGUGGAGAAGUGCCACCCUCUCGGCCUGUUCAAGUCGAUGGCCACACUGUCCGUCGUGCACAGCGUUGCCGACCUGUACAACUCGGUGCUCAUUGAUACUCCACUGGCGCCAUACAUUCAGAACUGUCUCAGCGAGGAGGACCUCGAUGAGAUGAACAUUGAGAUCAUCAGAAACACCUUGUACAAGGCAUACUUGGAGGACUUUUAUGACUACGUCAACGAGCUCGGUGGUCAGACCUCUCUCAUCAUGAACGACAUCCUCAAGUUUGAGGCUGACAGAAGAUCGAUCAACAUCACUAUUAACUCUUUUGGAGCGACAGAGCUGACCAAGGACGACCGUGAGAAGUUGUACCCAGGCAUUGGCCUGCUCUACCCAGAGGGCACUGCCAAGCUGAGCAAGGCUGAGGACUCGGACAGUGUUCGUCAGAUUUUGGAGGUCUACAGCUCAUACAGAUCAUUCUUUGCCGAUGGCGUCAACGCCGAGUCGUCGCUGGAGGACUCGUUCUUCAAGCACGAGGUUCAGCUGAACCGCAUGGCCUUUGAGGACCAGUACGGAUACGGUGUCUUUUACGCCUACGUUAGAUUGAGAGAGCAGGAGAUCAGAAAUAUCGUUUGGAUUGCAGAGUGCAUCAGUCAGGACAUGAAGCAGAAGAUUGAUCAGUUCAUUCCAAUCUUCUAA